This is a messenger RNA of Cucurbita pepo subsp. pepo (vegetable marrow), 1043 nucleotides long. RefSeq names its product protein LIGHT-DEPENDENT SHORT HYPOCOTYLS 10. NCBI's taxonomy places the organism in Eukaryota, Viridiplantae, Streptophyta, Magnoliopsida, Cucurbitales, Cucurbitaceae. The record is from RefSeq and is a predicted model, not a curated record. Gene Ontology annotation, cellular component: nucleus. Gene Ontology annotation, biological process: mRNA transcription; response to light stimulus.
AAUUUAUGUUAAUGGCGGAGGGGAAGAAAAGCAGGUUGAAUGGGCCCAUGAUAUGUCCUCUCAAAAGACCCCCAGAUGUGAUUUUAAUCUUUCUUCAACUCUGCAUCAACCCAAAUUCCUAUUUAUUUUUUGGCUGUCAUUUCAUUUAAUUUGCUUCCCAAAAUUCCUCCUCCAUAAUCAUGUUAGGGGACAGACCAGGAGGUUGUGAAGGCUCGUCAUCUCGGUCGGCCACCGUCGAUCAACAACAACAGCUGCAGCCUCCGCCACAGCCCACUCAGGCCAGUGCUGUUCCUUUGAGCCGUUACGAGUCGCAGAAGCGACGAGAUUGGAACACUUUUGGGCAAUAUCUAAAAAACCAAACACCCCCAGUGCCGUUAUCCCACUGUAACUAUAACCAUGUUCUUGAAUUUCUUCGAUACCUGGAUCAGUUUGGAAAAACACGGGUUCACUCACAUGGGUGUGUGUUUUUCGGGCAGCCCGACCCGCCUGCUCCCUGCCCUUGCCCAUUGAAACAGGCUUGGGGUAGCCUGGAUGCCCUGAUCGGCCGACUCCGUGCUGCCUACGAGGAGAGUGGGGGAUCCCCAGAGGUGAACCCUUUUGGAAAUGGAGCCAUUCGGAUGUAUCUACGAGAGGUGAAGGAUUGUCAAGCGAAGGCCAGAGGGAUUCCGUACAAGAAGAAGAAGAAGAAGAAGAGGAAUCAGAUUAUUAAGGGCAACGAUAAUAAUGACACCAACGCUGCUUUGACCCAGAUGGCUUGAUUCUUCCUUCAUCCAUUUCCAUGUAAUUGCAGGAAGUGAAAGGAAGAUGGGUGCGAGGAGGAAGGGAAGAAGUGGAGAAGAAGAAUUGCAAUAUUGGUUGUGAAGAAGAGGGUGAAUUGUGGUUUUGAAUAAUCUUAUCUUAGAUGGCCCUUCUUCUUCAUCAUUCUACAUAUUUUACCAAUCUCAAUGUUAAUGUCAAUGUCACACAAUAUUAUCUUACCCAUCUUCUUUCCAUUAAGGUAAACACAACAAUUUUCUGUUUACUGGCUUUUCAUUUUCAAACUA